This is a messenger RNA of Camellia sinensis, 1173 nucleotides long. Lineage: Eukaryota; Viridiplantae; Streptophyta; Magnoliopsida; Ericales; Theaceae. The record is from RefSeq and is a predicted model, not a curated record.
AUGGAGCAUCUGCAUAUGGAUUGCUGCUUCUCAUAUCAACUACGAUUCAUCGUCAUCAAUUCAUUUCAUGAUCAAGCGUCGUCGUUGUUGAUCUCCGAGCAUGUUUCGUUCAAAUUGAGCUUCGAAUCUAUCCGAAUUAGGGUUUUAUGUUGUUUGAUUCGUUCAAGAGGUUCGGUGACAGUGCGUGGAGCCGCCUACAGUCUACCAUUGCUAAUCCUCUUACAUCAGAGGUUCUACAAGUCACCUAACUCAGUCGUGAACAAGGGAAGGACUCAAAUCAGGAACAAACAGCGAAUUUUGUCCCAGAUCCAAGCCAGAUCUAUUCCGCCACUUUUGGAAGGCAAAGAUGUUCUUGGAGCUGCAAGGACAGGUUUUGGAAAGACCCUUGCUUUUCUGAUACCAGCUGUGGAGUUGUUACAUCAAAUCCGAACAGGGGUAAUUGUCAUCUGCCCAACUAGGGAACUUGCCAUACAGACACAUGUAGUGGCAACGGACCUUCUUAAUCAUCAUUCACAGACUCUUGGCUUGGUUAUUGGUGGCGCAGCUCGCAAGGGAGAAGCAGAGCAUAUUGUGAAAGGAGUAAAUCUAUUAGUAGCAACCCCUGGCCAACUUCUUGACAACCUACAGAACACUAAGGGAUUCAUAUAUAAAAAUCUAAAGGGUUUGUUGUUCAUGUUGUAUUUGAUCAUUAGUAUUGCCAAAAGGUGUUUGUCUUCUGUUUUUAAAUGCAUGUCUAUACUGAGUAGUUAUAGAUCACAAGGUGCAUGUGUGAGUGACAUGAUAAACAUGCUUGUUUCAGGAACUUAUUAUGCUGCAGUCAUUGAGAAUUGCACUGAUUUUGUUGGUCGUGUGGUUGUGGAUGUUGGUGCUGGCAGUGGUAUUCUGCCAUUAUUUGCAGCUCAAGUUGGUGCUAAACAUGUUUAUGUAGUGGAAGCAUCUGAAAUGGUAGAAUAUGCCUGCAGACUUAUUGCUGGGAACCCAUUGUUGGCUCAAAGAAUUAUGGCGCAAUUUUUUGUAGCCAAGGGUAAAAUUGAAGAAGUUGAAUUGCCUGAGAAAGCAGAUAUUUUGAUCUCGGAGCCAAUGGGUAAGCUUAUCAUGAUUAGAUUGAGUGCAGAAGUUCCACCAGCUGUUUGUGAGGAUUGUUACAAACGGGUCAUGAAUGAGUUCAUGUAG